AAAGAAUGUUAGCUUGUUGCCAAGGUAUCCCUUCAACUACAGAGCCAAACAGGCUCUUUGGAGUGAAAGCCAGUGGCCAGAAGAAAAGCUCAAGCUAGGAUUCCCAUCUGCUUUCUGGAUUGUCCUCAGUUUCUGACCCAUCCAGCGUGGAAGUCCUUUCCCAGUGGGGCUCAUCUGAGGUGUGUGUGGCCCUGGAAGUUUGGUGGUGACUUGAAGAGAGACAAAAAGACAUACAUGAAUAUCAACUUCAGAUCCCAGUUUGACCCAUUACUUGGUCAUGAUACUUCUUUGAUGACCAGAAAUGCAAAUUGUUUUUUAGUCAGACACACUCCUCAUCCCCGGAGAGUCUGUCACAUUAAAGGUUUAAACAACAUUCCCAUCUGUGCUGUAAAUGAUGAGAGUUUCUUUAAAGCAUUGUAUGAUGCUAGCCAGUUGGCUACCCCAGACAAGGACACACCAGCAAUCAACAAGGUUGCCUCAGCCAACAGCAUCAGAUCUUUCCAAUACCCAGGAUCAAACAAAAUGAAAACGCUCCCUCGGCCUAAUUCUGAACCCUGUAAACAAACAGAAGACUUCUUUGAUGAUCCCAGUGAUGGUGUUUUAAAGAUUAAAAAGGAAGAGCUCCGGGGAAGAAGUCACCUUUCAAAUUCAAAAGCAAACAAAAGUCUUAUGGUCUCUGAACAUAAUGAUUCUAAGAAGGAAAUGAGAAGCAAGACAAUUUGCAUACCAAACUAUCUGGAUCAGGAAAUAAAAAUUUUGUCAAAGCUGUGUGAAAUUUUACAAACUGACUCCCUGGCCGAACUCCUAGAGUGGCUACUCCAAGCAAGUGUUCAAGAAAAAGAGUGGGUAUCAGCUUUGAUCCAUUCAGAGCUCUCUGAGAUCAACUUGUUGAAAAACCGGGAGUCCAUUCCCCAAAAGAAAUCUGGAAAAGAGAAAUCAUUUUCUCCUGUCAAAACUGGCAUGGCUCCUCUUGUAGAGAACAAGACUUCAGUCCUAAGCAAGGAAGAGAUGGCAAAAGUCAAUAGAGUUCAAAGUCAAAAACUGGAAAAAUAUAAAGAACCAAGACAAGAGUUUGAAGAAAAGCCUGGAUUGAUCAAAGAAGCAAAUAAGUUUGAAGAAGUCAUUGAAGAAUAUUUUAGCAAAAGAAAGACUCCUGCCAAGAAUCUGAAGAUUUGGGAGAGAAAUUUUUGCCCCUCACUCAGCAGCAAAAGCAACAAUGUCAAGAAACCAACAAGGGAACAGUUUGUAUUCCCCAAAACCCAAUAAUUACAGUAUUUUGAAGUUUUGAGUCAAAGAAAUGCAAUAGUAGUAAAUACCAAGGGGAAAAGGCCUAUUCUGGCUUUUCUUAUCAGUAAGCCCAAGUUCAUCUAUUCUUACUCCCACCCAAAAAAUGUUUUCAAGAUGGCCUAUAAGCCAUAUAAGCAUGGACUAGUUAUUGAAGUAACAAGUUUUAGUCUUCAAACAUUGGUAAAUUAUAGAUAAAUCUGAAUGUUGAUUAUAUUUUAAUUAUUUUUAGUCUGUUAAUUUUAAAUACGUAUGAAAUAAAAUACAUAUAUGCACACAUGUUCUAUUUUCAUGAUUUGCAGACUCACUACAUAAUGGUGAGGACCUGAUAAUUUCAUCAAGAGACAGGGCUGUCAGAACCAGGUCUGACUCAAUUCCAUAUUCCCUACCCAUGCUUGGUGUCUUCAUUAAAAAGAAAAAAUGAUGAAUCUUAUAGGGUUGGAUUUCUUCCCCUCUUCCUCCCACUUAACUGCAUAUCAUUGGAGGAGUUGCAUAUUUGAAGUUUUAUUCUCUAAAAUAAUCCAAGUAAAGCAGAAUCUGAACACAAAGGUAAAACCUAAUCUCUUCUAGUCAUUUUCUCAAUUUUUCUCAUUAUUUUAAGUGGAUAAUAGAGUAUCUGAUGACUUUAAUUUGAUAUCAAUUACUUGGUCAUCUGCUCUCCAUAAUCUUUAACUUUCACAC
Messenger RNA from Sarcophilus harrisii (Tasmanian devil), 1965 nucleotides. It is a transcript of the gene C6H4orf17, whose product is annotated as chromosome 6 C4orf17 homolog. Bases 235 to 1266 code for a protein of 343 amino acids. Lineage: Eukaryota; Metazoa; Chordata; Mammalia; Dasyuromorphia; Dasyuridae. The transcript has 10 exons. The record is from RefSeq and is a predicted model, not a curated record.